This is a messenger RNA of Aphidius gifuensis, 3581 nucleotides long. RefSeq lists its product as uncharacterized. NCBI's taxonomy places the organism in Eukaryota, Metazoa, Arthropoda, Insecta, Hymenoptera, Braconidae. The coding region runs from base 309 to 3287 and encodes 992 amino acids. The record is from RefSeq and is a predicted model, not a curated record. The transcript is spliced from 4 exons.
UAGAAAUAAAUAAAUUUUCUUUUUUUUUUAAUUAAAAAAACCUCAUUACUAAGAUUAUUAAUUAUUAUUUUGUUUAAUUUUUUAAAUUAUCUUCACACCAUCAGCUUUUUAUGUUUCAAGCAAAGCAAAGCAAAAACGAGCCCAGCUAUUGAAAGAAAAGAAUAAGAGAGAAAGAGAAUUCAUAAUAAUCAAAAGUAUAAUUACGAAGAAGACAAGCCAAUAAAAAAAAGAAAAACAAGCUCGUCACAAGUUUAGAAAGAUAAAAAAUUAUUCUGGCAUUUGAGGGAAAAAAAAAAAAGGAAAAAAAAAUGUCGGACUUGGCAAAUUUAAAGAGUCCUGAUUUAAUUGAUUUGAAGACUCCAGAAACAACAAUUAUUGAGUCAUCAAAGCUACCUUCACCAUUAAUUCCAGUAUCAAAAAAUGUUGAAAAUAUUUUGGUCAAUGAAUUAUCAACAACUGAUGCAAGUACAACAUCUGUUCAAGAUGAAUUAAAAUCAAGAAAAAGUAUUGAUAAUAAUCCUUUUGAUAUGGUUAUACGACAAAUAUCAGAAUAUGUCAACAAAGCUGAGGAUCCUUUUGAGUCUGUUUGGGAAAAAGCAACAUCAUCAUCAUCAUCAUCAAUAGACAACAACAAAUCAAAUAUUAAUUCAAUUAUGCACAAAGGUAAAAUUAAUGAUAAUUUAUCAAUGAACAAUACUCUUGAUAAAUCAACAUUUGUAGAUGGUAAAAAAAUACAUGGUCGUAUUCCUUCAAUUUACAUUGAACCAUCAAGUCCAAAUCAUGAUUUAUCAAUUUUAAAUCAAUCUGCAAUGAAUGAUACUUUGUCAACAUCAUCUGAUAGUGAUCCAAAAAUUGCAUCAUUUGAUUCACAACAAAUAUCAAUGUGUAUACAACAAGGAACAAUUGAUACUGAAUUAAUGAAUUAUGAUAAACCAAUUAAUGAUAAUAAUUUUAAUAAAUUUCGUCGUUCAUUUUCACAAGGAGAUUGUCUUCCAAUUAAAAAAACAUCUAGAAGUAAAUCACAAACAAUUGCUGGUGAUAAACUUAAUGAUUUACAAUCAGAUAAAGAUUUAAUGUCAUGGAUGGCUUUUAGUGAUCCAAUGAAUCAAGCAUUUUUACCUAAAACAAAUAAAAAUUCAACAUCAAAUACAAGUGAUGUAUCAACAAUAUCAAGGCUUACUUCUCAAGGAUCAUCAAAUUUAAGCUCUUGUUCAUAUAAUUCAACAGCAAAUCGUGCUUUUAUUGAUUCAAAUACUGGCAAUGUUGAAGUACCAGAUACUAUUGGAUCAAAUCUUUCUGAUCUUAUUCUAAAAUUUAAUCAUUUAAAAGCAAAUUUAACAAAUAGAUCAAGUGAAUCUGAAUAUUUUGAAUUAGAUAAUAUUGGUAAGAAAAAAAAUCAACUUGUUGAUUUAUCAAAUGAUUCUGUUUUUAUAGAAAAUAAUGUAAAAAGUAAAGAUGAUAUAUUUAUUCAUGCUCAAAAUCUUGAGAAAAAAUUUGAACAACUUGCUACUGGUUCAUGUGGAAAUAUCAACAUCAGUUAUGAAACACCACCAGAUCAAAUGUCAAAUGAGGAUAUUAUUGAACCUGAUAUUCCUGUUGAUAAUCUGAUUGAUUUUUCACCAUCUCCUGUUAAAUCAUUUAACAGUAAGCCAACUAACAAUCAAGAUAAUACUGAAUCAAACAAGAAUGAUGAUGAUAAAUUAAAUCAACAAAAUGAUAAUGAUAGUAUUAAUAGUCUAGAUACAAAAUUAGUUGAUCCAGAUAAAAAAUUAGAAGAAGCUAUACUCUUGAUGAAUCUUAAAAAAUUAAUUAAAUCUGAAAAUAAUUUAGAAGCAAUUGAACUGUUGAAAAAUUUAGAAAAUGUACUUGGCGUAACUUGUCAAAGUAAUAGUGAAUUAUUAAAAUUUUGUCUUCAAGAAAAAACAAAUUUAUCAAAAAGUAUUAAUAAAAGUAAAAUUGAUGAAUUUGAAAAUAAUACAGAUAAUGAAAAACAAUCAAAUAUUUCAAUACAUAUUGAUGAUUAUGAGUAUUCAAAUGAAAAUUCAAAACAAUUAAGUUCAGAAGAUAAUACAAAUAUUGAUGAAUCAAAAUCAAUUCAUGAUGAAAUUAAUAAAUCACAAGAAACAAAUAUAGUUAAAUCAAUGGGAAAUAAAAAUUUAGUUGUUGAUAUUAAAAAUGCAUUGGAAAAAUUAAUAAUAAAUGUUAAUGGUGAACCAGAAAAAUUACUUGAAAAUAUAAAUAAAAUAUUAGAUAAAGAUGAUGAAAAAAAUUCAUCAUUAACACCUAAAAAAUCUGGUCUUUCAUAUCGUUCAAUAAGAUCACUUUCUCAUCAAUCUAUGAAUGAUUCAAAUGGUAAAAUUAAAAAAACAAUUGAACGUACACCAAUUAAACGUAGAUCACUUGUUGUAAAUCAAUCAAUUUAUACACCAAAAAAAAAUGAAUCUAAAACACGUAUUGAUAGUCCAAAAAAAAGUCCAAUGAAACGUAUAUCAAGUGAUCCAGGUAUAUCAAAAGUAUUUGUUGAAAAAAAAGUACCUGAUACAGUAUUAAAAAUGCAAAAAACAAUGCCAAUUAUGGAUAAAACAAAACUACGUAAAAAAUAUAAUAAAGAUAUGCCAUUAUUAGGUAAAAAAGGACCAUUAAAAGCAUUGAUACCUAUGGGCAGUAUGCAACGUGAAACAUUAUCAGUAACACCAUCAAAAAUUGGACGUAAAAUUCCAUCAGCAUUAAAACUUGUUACAAGUACACCACAACAAAAUUCAUCAAUACUCAUUGAUUGUAUUAAAAAAUCACCAAAAAAAAAACCAGUUGCAUCAUCAACACCAGAUAGAAUAUCAAAAAUAUGGAAAGCUAAAAUUCAAAUACCAGAUAGUCCUAAAAAUAAAAAUAAUAUGUCAUGGAAUAUAUCACCAGUAUCACCAACACCACCAGUACAAUUACCAAAUAAAUCAAUGUCUGAAACAAAAAAACGUCAAAGUGAAAUAACAAAUGUAUCACGUUCACGUGUAUCAACAACACCACGUCAACUUAAUCGUAGUUCAAUAAGUGCAAUGAUAAAAUCACCACGUCAACUUAAUUCACCAUUAAAAAAAUUAAAUAAAAGUUGUUCAAUGAGCUCAGCACCACGUCAAUCAAUAUGUAAAGUUGGUGAUACAAAUAAAAAUAUAACUGCAAGUCCACUUAAAGAAAAAAAUAGCAGUUCUUUGAAAUUUCAAAAUUCAACAAAAAUUAGAAAAUACAGUUUUAAUGGUGAUUUAACAAAAGAAAAUAAAUUAAAGUAUAAUUAGAUUAAAGUAUCCAAUAAGAAAAAAUAAAAAGAAUCUAAUUAUAAGAUUUAAAAAAAAAAUAUUAUUUUAUAGACAUUCAAGGCUGUCCAUGUAUUUAUAAUUAAAAAUAAGUUUUUUUUUUUUUAUAUUUAUUAUCAUAAUUAUCAUAUUAUUAUUCAAUUUUUUUUUUAUAUUAUUUUCUAUUGUUGGUUUUUUAUAUUAAGGAUCUUUUUUUUGCAUGUUAUGAUUCAUGCUAAUAAUAAAUUGAAUAUUUAAUUUUCUCCAAUAAACUAUGUUUUAUAUACCAUAUAUAUU